AUGAGCCCUUCUCAUUCGCCGCAUAUGCCCCGUUCUGCUAUCGCGCCAUCCACCUCAUCUCAUACCGCAUCACCGUCACAAAAGAAUGCACGCGGUAAUCAACACGAUAUGUUAAGCUCCCCACCAGUCCCUCCGCCGAGGACCUCAUCUGCCCAACAAAGCCGACGCAGCCCCAACGGAGAGAAGACCGGUUCCCGCUCCAGCAAAAGUCGCUCGGAUCGCAAAGAGACUCGUGACCGACCCCGUGAAGAUCGGAAUGGAAAGACGCGAUCGCGCCGUUCCGCGCCAACUGAGGAGUCUACCCAGGAUCCGGUGAGGUCACGGGGGCCGAAUUCAGAAUUCUCGGGCCCAAUGCAGUCGGAUAGGGAGGACAGUUCCGGGCCAGAUUUAGUGCGAGAGCCCAGCACCGUGAUCAAUUCGGUGUUGGUCAGUGAUCCUCUGGUAGACAGAGAGCGGGAGCAAGUGCGGCAAGUCGGUGGUGCCCCCGCCGCGGCCAUGGCGGUCGAACAGACGGCUUCCUCCUAUGGUGCGGAGGGCCCCGAGGAUGGCAAUCGUGCCGGAUAUCGCAGUCGACACGACUACAGCAACAACGGAAAAGAUCUCAAACGCAAAGAGACCACCUUUGGCACCUACAUCCUCGGCCAGACCCUCGGUGAAGGUGAAUUUGGAAAGGUCAAGCUUGGCUGGAAAAGAGAUGGAAGCAUCCAGGUCGCUAUCAAACUUAUCCGACGAGAGACCCUGGGCUCCAAUCCCAAUCGACUGCCCAAGAUUUACCGCGAAAUCUCCAUCUUGCGCGACCUGGCCCACCCAAACAUUGUCCGUCUGCAUGAAAUGGUCGAGACGGACCGUCACAUCGGCAUCAUCAUGGAGUACGCUUCGGGGGGUGAACUUUUCGAUUACAUCCUCAACAAUCGCUACCUGAAAGAUAAUUCCGCCCGCCGCCUGUUCGCCCAACUGGUAUCGGGUGUGGGAUACCUGCACAAGAAGGGUAUCGUCCACCGAGACUUGAAGCUUGAGAACCUGCUGCUGGACAGGAAUCGCAACAUCAUUAUCACGGACUUUGGCUUUGCAAACACCUUCAACCCCGUGGAUCAAUUGGAGGAGGAAAUUGAGUACAACCUCACCAACAAGGAAUAUGUCAAGCGAAAGCGCUUGGACAAGCUGGGUCCCGAUGGAUAUCGCCGUGGAGAUCUGAUGCAGACCAGCUGUGGCAGUCCCUGUUAUGCGGCGCCAGAAUUGGUUGUGAGUGAUUCGCUCUACACUGGGCGAAAGGUGGACGUCUGGAGCUGUGGUGUCAUUUUGUAUGCCAUGCUAGCAGGCUAUCUGCCAUUCGACGACGACCCGGCCAACCCGGAUGGUGACAACAUCAAUCUUCUGUACAAAUACAUCGUCACCACGCCUCUCACCUUCCCCGAAUACGUGACCCCUCAUGCUCGUGAUCUCCUGCGACGGAUUCUGGUUCCCGACCCUCGCAAACGUGCCGAUCUCUUCGAAGUUGCUCGCCACAGUUGGCUGAGUGAGUACUCGCAUAUUGUAUCACACAUUACCAGCAGCACCACCGACGUGGCAGACAUUGCCAACACGACGGUUCCAACCGAAACGAAUGUUCAGUCCCCCCCUCCUCUUGCCCGAAGCGCAUCCGUUCGGGAGCCUCCCAAGACCAGCCAUGGCCCGCUGCCCGUCGUCGGUGGUCUCAACCACCAAGCGGGUGACAUUUCGCAGGGAUCCCCAAGCGACAAGUCCAAGGCCUCACGGGAUACCAAGCGGAGAACCGUGCAGGUUGAAUAUGUCGCCCCUCAGUCGCAGACAGCCCGCGGAGGAGGAGACCUCCAGGAGCUUUCGGAAUCGCAGACUCGAGAGGCUGUCGUCGAAGAGUCGCAGCCCCCUGCUCCACCGGCCAAAGACUAUCCGGUUCGAGCUACUGCGAAGCCUCAGGCCAGCUAUGAUAAACCACUGCCGGGGCACUUCCCUCGAUCAACCUCGGACACGGCUGCCUUCACGGGUACUCACACCACUGCCCCUGCAGGGCACUCUUCUGCUCGCCCGACGACUGGCGCGUCAAUGGCAUCUUUCCACACGGGUCGGCUUCCGUCUCGGGGCUCAUAUGGCCAACCGGUGGCUCCAACGGUCACGGCGACUAAUACCGAAGGCCGCCUUGCUCAGCCCAAGAGUGGCCAGUUCACUCUGGGACAGAAUCCGGCGCCGCCGUCGGCUUCCUCUAUCGGCCGGCCCAGCACACAACAGCUUCCUCCGGCGUUCAAUCCCACCCCUCGCCAGGAACCUCCCAAGGGCCACAAGCGGUCAAACACUGUUUCCAGUCUCGGCGAGAAGCUGUUUGGACGUUCAGGCUCCAUCCUGGGCAGUCGCAACUCGCCGUCAAACGCCAAUCCUCGCAGCGAUCGUCAGAACAGGCGUUACCCUCCAACCAGCAUGAGAGACCCACUGCCGCGGGAAGACUCUCGUACCUCGAUGGAUUCACGGCGGUCAAUGCAGUAUGCUCACGGCCGCAAAGCGAGCCAGGCUGGUGACGGGCGAGCUCGUCGAUUCUCGCUGCUCCCGUCGUCUUUCUCCUUCCGCACUUUCUCCUCCGGUCGCGACCAGACUCCUGAGGAGGUAUCCCAGACGCCACGCACGGCAGAGCCGAUGGGCUCACGGCGCUCGCCCGUGAAUGUGUCCCAGCCACGCCCCCAAGCGACGAGCUACGAAGCUGAAGAUGGCAGGGGCGCGGCGAGCGAGGGCCCGGUCGAACCCCACUUUGAUCACCAGGAUCCUCAACCAGUGAGCUAUGAGGCCCAAAUCGACCAGCAAUUUGCAGAGCUUGGGAACCGGUUCGACCAACCGCAGGGUACCUUUGGUGCCAUAUCCACCGAGCCGAGCUACAACAACAAUGACGAGUACUCGAAUCGCAACUACACAUAUUCCUCAAAGCCUACCUACUAUGACGAUUACAACAACGGCAACAAUACAUAUGACAAUGUUCCUCGGCAAUCUAUGCAAACCGGUCGACGAGGACCUAAUGUCUUGCAAAAAAGUCAUCGGAAGUUCGCGGAUGCGUAUGAAUAUGAGCGGGACGGCUCACAUCAUUCCGGCAGCUCUGGUCCGGCCAGAAAGGUCAUGGAUUUCUUCCGCAGGCGUGCCAAGUCUCGUGCGGGAGAGUGA
Molecule: messenger RNA, 3159 nt
Organism: Penicillium oxalicum
Lineage: Eukaryota; Fungi; Ascomycota; Eurotiomycetes; Eurotiales; Aspergillaceae
Product: putative serine/threonine protein kinase (Kin4)
Exons: 3
Coding region: 1-3159 (1052 amino acids)
Biological process (GO): intracellular signal transduction; protein phosphorylation; microtubule cytoskeleton organization
Cellular component (GO): cytoplasm
Molecular function (GO): protein serine/threonine kinase activity; tau-protein kinase activity; ATP binding
Source: RefSeq, a predicted model, not a curated record